Molecule: messenger RNA, 924 nt
Organism: Brettanomyces bruxellensis
Lineage: Eukaryota; Fungi; Ascomycota; Pichiomycetes; Pichiales; Pichiaceae
Exons: 1
Coding region: 1-924 (307 amino acids)
Source: RefSeq, a predicted model, not a curated record
AUGGAGAAAUUUACAACAUAUAGGGACAAGGGAACGGGAAUAUCCCCAUUCAUGCCAAUUUCUGCCCCGGAUGCGGACAAUGCGUUUAAAACAUACAUAUUAAAGCCAGCUACUUUUAUUAUAAAGCUACCAUUCUUUCUUAUCUCAUCUUUGAUCCUUACACUUUCAUCGAUCAUCUUUCCAGCUGCACUCUUUAAGGUUCUUGUGCGAUGGUACAUUUACACAUUCUUCAACAUUUCAUCUGUGGAAUAUCUUGCAGAUGGAGUUCGGAAAUCAAACAAAAAAGCAAUCGAUGCAUGCAGACCUCAGGAAAAAGAUACUGUGCUUGUUAACUUCUCAUCGCCACUUGAUCCAUGGAUUUUAUACCUUAUUUCAAACUCUAGAAGGGCGGAGUUUUAUUCGGUUGAUAGCCAUGGGAAUCUUUUCAAAGUGGGUGGACCGUUUGAUGCGUCUAUAUUUGCUGUUAGUCAUCCUUGCAUUUCUGCAGAUUCUAACAGUGUUUGUAAAACAGUCGAUUCAAACGGAAAAGCAGCAAACUUUGUUUUUGUGGAGGGUACAACUACGAAUAACCGGUCGAUUAUGCCUUUCCCGAAGGGCUUUGAUCCAUCCAAGAUAUCUGGAAAUGCCGAGUGCAAGGUUGUUAGUUUGAAACUUCACCCAACAAGUUGUCUAACAACACCAAUUCCGCAAUCACCCAUCUUGUUUGUGUACCAAAAUCUCUCACAGAUUCAUUCGAAUGGCCGGUACAAGUUGAAGUCAUUUUUAAUGAAGCAUUCUGAUCUCGUUGAGGCGAAAAUAAGAGAGAGUUUGUCCAAUUACGGCAAGCUUAAGUUACUAGGGGAAUAUUUAGACUUGGAAAAGAAGGCCGAAUUUAUAGCUGAGAGGACCAGCAAGUUGGGUAGAGGGAGGAGAAAGAGGGAUUGA